UAUAAUAGCAAAUUUUAAGAGAAUUUAGACAAGAGAAUAUUAUAUGAUGUUUGACAGAAAACAGCUUUGUAAUAUUCUAAGAAAUAUUAAGGCAUUUGCUGAAUUUACAGGAAUGGGAAAACCUUAAUGCUGUACGUCUAUGCUCAUAUAUGUUUGGAUUAAUGAUGCUUUUAUUCAACGUAUUUAUCUAUUGUUAUAUGGGCGAGCACGUCAUCGAACAGGAAAAGAAAAUAUCAUUAACGCUGUACACAUUAGAAUGGUAUCGUCUUCCGAAUGAGAAAGCAAAAGCAUUGAUUUUAAUCAUGGCUAUCUCGGACACUUCAGUAAAAUUAAAAGCAGGGAAAUUUAUCGAUCUUUCUCUCAAAACGUAUGGCAAUGUCAUCAAAAUGGCAGUGACAUAUUUAAAUCUUCUUCGAUCAUUCGAAUGAAUCUUAAGAAUUAGUCGUAAAUGAAUACAUAAAGUAACAAUGAAAAAUUUUGUAUUUUAAAUAAAAGUAGUAAUAUGAAAUGAGCAAUCAUGUCACAUAUAAUGCGAUUAAUGACUCUUUAUUUCAAAUAUCUGUUCUGGAUAAAAUAUUAAAUGCAUUUAUAUAU
Molecule: messenger RNA, 594 nt
Organism: Formica exsecta
Lineage: Eukaryota; Metazoa; Arthropoda; Insecta; Hymenoptera; Formicidae
Product: odorant receptor 22c-like
Exons: 3
Coding region: 150-428 (92 amino acids)
Biological process (GO): sensory perception of smell; detection of chemical stimulus involved in sensory perception of smell
Cellular component (GO): plasma membrane
Molecular function (GO): olfactory receptor activity; odorant binding
Source: RefSeq, a predicted model, not a curated record